Molecule: messenger RNA, 4420 nt
Organism: Neomonachus schauinslandi (Hawaiian monk seal)
Lineage: Eukaryota; Metazoa; Chordata; Mammalia; Carnivora; Phocidae
Gene: TBC1D23
Product: TBC1 domain family member 23
Exons: 18
Coding region: 559-2616 (685 amino acids)
Biological process (GO): embryonic brain development; retrograde transport, endosome to Golgi
Cellular component (GO): trans-Golgi network
Source: RefSeq, a predicted model, not a curated record
CCGCGCCCCACAAAUAGGGGUGGGCGUGACCUUUCUUACACCCAACUCUUUCCGCAAACCGAGUUGUUACAGCAGGAAAUGACUAAAGUGUGGCUAUACUCCUACCUUCACCUUCCCUGUGGAAUUCCCCCCUCUCCUACUCUCUCCACUAGUUAGGACUCCCGAUUCUGAUUUUGUUAAGAAGGACGCCAAGACGUAAUGAAGAAGCCAAAUGGACGCUAAAAAGCGACGCUCACAAGGCCUUUUACCAGGUCACGCUCCCUCAUCAAGCUCCGCCCACUCUCCCUACUCCCUCAUUCCGUCCGGGUCCCCGAGGCAUCCUGGGACAUGUAGUCUUUGAAAGGGCAACAGCUUUGACUAAGUCUCCUCCCCCAAGCUGCCUUUUGCUCUGGGGAUGUCGUGACGUUGCGUUCCUCCCGUCUCUUGCCUCCUCCCUCUUUCUUUUCCUCUCCAGAAGCUCAGUCCCAGACUUCCGAGAAUCUUUUACGACAUUGGGUCUCCGAGUCGGUCCCGGCGCCGGGUCCACUUUUCGGCAAAGUGACGUGGACGUCAACAGCAAUGGCGGAAGGAGAAGAGGUUCUGCUAGGGCCAACGUCAAGCAGUGACGGCUGGGAAAAAGAUCUUGAAGAAGCUCUGGAAGCAGGAGGUUGUGAUCUUGAAACUUUGAGAAAUAUAAUUCAAGGGAGACCACUGCCUGCUGAUCUGAGGGCCAAAGUUUGGAAGAUUGCUCUAAAUGUUGCAGGAAAAGGCGAUAGUUUGGCAUCAUGGGAUGGUAUUCUAGACUUGCCAGAACAGAAUGCUAUUCACAAAGAUUGUCUUGAGUUUAUUGAACAGCUUUCAGUGCCAGAAGAGAAGGCAACAGAAUUACUUUUGGAUAUUGAAUCUGUAAUUACCUUUUACUGUAAAUCACGUAAUAUUAAAUACAGCACAUCCCUUAGCUGGAUACAUCUACUGAAACCGUUGGUGCAUCUUCAACUGCCACGCAGCGAUUUGUACAACUGCUUUUAUGCUAUCAUGAAUAAGUACAUUCCCAGGGAUUGUUCUCUGAAGGGAAGGCCAUUUCAUCUUUUCCGAUUACUCAUCCAAUAUCACGAGCCUGAGCUUUGUUCUUUUCUUGAUACAAAGAAAAUUACUCCAGACUCCUAUGCACUCAACUGGCUUGGAAGCCUUUUUGCAUGUUACUGUUCCAUUGAAGUCACUCAGGCAAUAUGGGAUGGAUAUCUACAACAAGCAGAUCCAUUUUUUAUUUAUUUCUUAAUGUUAAUAAUCCUUGUUAAUACAAAAGAAGUUAUUUUAGCGCAGGAGUCGGGCAGCAAAGAAGAAGUUAUCCAGUUCUUGGAAAAUACUCCAUCCAGUUUGAAUCUAGAAGAUAUAGAAGAUCUCUUCUCUCUGGCUCAGUAUUAUUGCAGUAAAACACCAGCUUCUUUCAGGAAGGAUAAUCACCAUCUAUUUGGUAGUACUUUGUUGGGAAUUAAGGAUGAUGAUGCAGAUCUGAGUCAGGCUCUUUGUCUGGCCAUCUCGGUGUCAGAGAUCCUUCAAGCAAAUCAGCUUCAAGGGGAAGGAGUCCGGUUCUUUGUGGUGGAUUGCCGUCCUGCAGAACAGUAUAAUGCUGGGCAUUUAUCAACUGCUUUCCACUUAGAUUCAGAUCUGAUGCUCCAGAAUCCAUCUGAGUUUGCACAAUCAGUAAAAUCUUUGCUGGAAGCACAGAAGCAGUCCAUCGAGUCCGGCUCCAUUGCUGGUGGGGAGCACCUCUGUUUUAUGGGCAGCGGUAGAGAGGAAGAAGACAUGUAUAUGAACAUGGUCCUGGCACACUUUUUACAGAAAAACAAAGAAUAUGUGAGCAUUGCCAGUGGAGGAUUUAUGGCACUGCAGCAGCACCUGGCGGACAUAAAUGUGGAUGGACCAGAAAAUGGAUAUGGCCAUUGGAUUGCUAGUACCUCAGGCUCAAGGAGCAGUAUCAAUUCUUCUGUUGAUGGUGAAUCUUCUAAUGGCUCAAAUGAUAGAGGAAUGAAAUCACUAGUAAAUAAAAUGACUGUUGCUUUGAAGACGAAAUCCGUUAAUGUCAGAGAAAAAGUUAUCAGUUUUAUUGAGAAUACAUCAACUCCUGUGGACCGGCAUGUGAGCAGCAGUGACAGAGUGGGCAAGCCUUACCGUGGUGUAAAGCCUGUUUUCAGCAUUGGGGAUGAAGAAGAAUAUGACACAGAUGAAAUUGAUAGCUCUUCAAUGUCAGAUGAUGACAGAAAAGAGGUUGUAAACAUCCAGACUUGGAUAAACAAGCCAGACGUCAAGCAUCAUUUUCCUUGUAAAGAAGUUAAAGAAAGUGGACACAUGUUUCCUAGUCAUCUGUUGGUUACUGCAACACACAUGUACUGUUUAAGGGAGAUUCUUUCACGGAAAGGAUUGGCUUAUAUACAGUCUCGACAAGCACUAAAUUCUGUAGUUAAAAUUACAUCUAAAAAAAAACAUCCUGAGCUAAUUACCUUCAAGUAUGGAAACAGCAGUGCUUCAGGAAUAGAAAUCUUGGCAAUCGAAAGGUAUUUGAUUCCAAAUGCAGGAGAUGCUACCAAAGCCAUAAAACAACAGAUCAUGAAAGUUUUGGAUGCUUUGGAAAGUUAAUAUAAAAGAGAAUUAUUUCAAAAGAAAUUAAGGCAACCAAGAGAAAGAAACAUGGACAUAUUUUCCUGAUUGAAUACUAACUGAGGACCUUUCAUUUGCUCAUGGGGGUGCUUGAAUUGCAGGUCUAAGAAUGUGUAAAUUAUUAUAAUCAAUUUCUGGACAGUUAAAAUUUUUCUUAAAUUUUCUUUUGCAUUUUCGGUUUUGUAAAAUGAUUUAUAAAGGUCAGUUAUUAAAUGACUUUGAAGUAACUGACCCUAUGCCCUUAUGAACUAAGGGUGCAGAGCGCAGUUCUGUUUUGAAGAGCUGUGUUUUAAAAGGGAACAUGCAUCACUUUCAGAUUUAAAAACACCCAUACACAUAUAUACUUGCAAUGUCUUCACUGAAAAUUAGAGAUAGAAUUAGUUGAAGAGACCCCUUUAAUUGCUACAUUUAGUUUUAUCCACUGAGCAGUAUCAGAAACAAAGUAUUACAUAGAUUACUAGCUUGCUCUUUCUGUUCUUAAAAAAACGUGAAAUCUUUUUAAUGAAGUGGAUGAAGAUUCCAGCCAACUCGGAAAUGCAGUCCAGCUAGUUGAAGCAUCAGUUUCUAAAUCCUUUUUUGUGCCAUUAGCUAAUGAUUUGAACACUGGGUGCUUCACAUACUAAACUUCAUCCUAAUGGUUUCUAAGGAGCACUUAAAAGCUUAUAAUAAGUAGGUAGGCAUACUAAGAUUAAAACAAACAUUUUGGAGACAGAAUUGUACCUGUAAAAAUGUCAUUGGUCUUUAUUACAAGUGGAAUAUUUGAUUUAGGAUAUUUCAGAAAGUGUUGUACACACAUUGAUUUAUCCUUACUGAGGUUAUGGUCUGUGACCACACUAGUAUCCACUUAAAUAAAAGCCAGAUAAUAAGAGAGCUACAUAAAGAACAGUUGUUUUAUCAUCUGUUUCUGAAAUUCCUUUCUCUUCUUUGGUUUUUGUCUUCUCUUGCUAAAAGUUCCAGUGUAUUGAAACUAUUUUUAUUUUUUAAUAUGACAAAACUAAAAAGUGAUCAGCUUCAUUUUGCAGCUUUCUCAAUUUAAUUUAUUGAGGUCUAUAUUAGACACAUUUGGUGAGAAGAAAUCCGGGAACAUGUUUGGGGCUAUGGAAUGGCUCCUUAUAAAAUCUUUUUGGGAACUAGCAAAUCCUAACAAUCUGCCAUGUCCUAAAAUGUAAUGGAUUAUCUCUAAGGGGUUGAUAGGAGAAACAUUUAGAUGUACCGUAUUUAUAACCAGCUAUUUUAAUUUACUUAAUGGAAAUCAAGUGAAUUACAGGUAACAUAGUUCAAGAUAUUUUAUUCUAAUAUCUAAAUAAAAACCGUUUACUUGAGUGGUUGAAGACAUUUGCAUGAAAUUGCACCUGGUGCAGUACUUGAUAUUUAUAACUCUACCCACAGCGGUUGUAUUGCAUUUUUCUUUUUUUCUUUCUUUGGCGCCCCCUUUAGAAAUGCCCUGAAGUCUCCAUUUUUUGCCCAUUUCAGUCAUGGGACUUUUUUCAUAAUAUUAAUGUAAAGAUGUUUGUGUUACUGUUUAUAAAUUACAGUUGUAAAUAAACCAGUACGAUUUGCUCAUAACUUUGUUCUUAAUGACUCUCUCUCUCUCUCGUGCUCUUUCUCCCCUGCCCCUUCCCAUUUGUAAAUCUCUGUCGGUAACACAAUAUUAGAAAAUUGACGGCUACCCUUUCAGUGGAAUCUAACGUUCAGGUUUUAGGAUUGAAAGUAUUAGAUUCCUAUUUCUGCUCAUCUAUAUGGGGAGGGGGGAAGAGGUAGUUUAAAACUAAUGACAUUAAAU